AUCAGGAAGUGUGUGAAGCCUUCGACCAAACAAGUACUGCAGAGCUCAGUGAGGAAGAAUGUGGUCCUGUCAAGAGGGUAUCAAAGAAAAAAAUAUACCCAGGGUUUAUUUUAGAUGAGGAUGAGCAUGAAAGCAGGACGAAGUGGAUCGGUCUGUCCUUUCCAAAACCACCAUCGAUUCGAGAAAUGUCUAACCAGGCAUUAGGAUCAGAAGAAAAUGAUUAUAAAUCCAGGUCCAGGAGUCCAUUCCAUGACUCUUUGGUCCAAAGUUCUCGCUCUCUACGCCAGUGGUCCCACACUCCCAGCCACAGCACUGUACGCCAACAGUCCCACACUUCGCACCACAGCACUUCACGCGAGAGGUCCCACACUCUGCGCCACACGACUUCACACCACCGGUCCCACACUCCGCACCACAGCACUUCACGCGAGAGGUCCCACACGCCACACCACACAACUUCAUGCCACCGGCCCCAAUCUCCGACUCACAGCACCCCACACCAGUGGUCCCGCACUCCACGCCACAGCUCUUCACGCCCACAGGACAGCUCUCCACACCAGCGCUCCAGCUCUUCUUAUGAGUUCUCCCAAAGACCAGCUAGGGGGAACCAGCACAGAGAGGGUGGAGAGCUAUUCCCAUUAGAUAGUGGAAACUUCCAAAGGCGGGUCCUUUAUCUUCUUUCUGAUAUUCGGGCAAAGCUGUCAGAGGUGGGCCAAAACCGUGAGCCCCCAGAGUCUCAGCUCCACCUUGAGAAAAUGAACAGCAGGCGUGAGCUAAAAAAUCUGGAAGGGCAACUGGCCAUUGAAGAAAAGAGGAAUGUGAUGGUGUCUCGAUUAGUCAGGACUGGGGGUGCAGACCUUGAGGACUGUGUAAAAAAUAUGAUGAAAAGAGUUCUUACCAACAGAUUGAUGGCAACAAUGAACAUGGACAGCUCAGGGGUGAAGAAGGCCUUUGGAAAAACACGGCUAUGCCGUGUUAUAAUAGAUCUUGUCCUAGUCUCCAGUGGUGCAGAAACUUUCUUUGGUUCCCCAGUAUCAGACAACCUCACAUUGUCUCCAACAGGUUUCAGGCGAUACACAGUCAAGGCCAGAUUUCUUAUCAGCACACAAUCUCCUACUGCCAAGGUCUGA
Molecule: messenger RNA, 1130 nt
Organism: Cyprinus carpio (common carp)
Lineage: Eukaryota; Metazoa; Chordata; Actinopteri; Cypriniformes; Cyprinidae
Exons: 9
Coding region: 186-1130 (314 amino acids)
Source: RefSeq, a predicted model, not a curated record